Molecule: messenger RNA, 600 nt
Organism: Penicillium psychrosexuale
Lineage: Eukaryota; Fungi; Ascomycota; Eurotiomycetes; Eurotiales; Aspergillaceae
Gene: rho2
Exons: 5
Coding region: 1-600 (199 amino acids)
Biological process (GO): small GTPase-mediated signal transduction
Molecular function (GO): GTPase activity; GTP binding
Source: RefSeq, a predicted model, not a curated record
AUGUCGCAACAGCAGGAUGAUAAUGUGAUGCGAAGGAAGCUUGUCAUCAUUGGAGAUGGUGCAUGUGGAAAAACCAGUUUGCUCAGCGUCUUUACCCUCGGGUACUUCCCAACUCAUUAUGUACCAACGGUAUUCGAAAACUACGUGACGGAUUGCCGUGUCGAUGGCCGCUCAGUUCAAUUGGCUCUGUGGGAUACGGCAGGGCAAGAAGAUUAUGAACGCUUGCGACCAUUAGCCUACUCAAAAGCCCAUGUCCUCCUGAUUGGGUUCUCUGUGGAUACUCCUGAUUCGUUGGAGAAUGUGAAACACAAGUGGAUCGACGAAGCAAACGAGCGAUGCCCCGGAGUACCGAUUCUUUUGGUUGGAUUGAAGAAAGACCUUCGUGAAGACCCAUUGGCGAUUGAAGAAAUGCGCAAGAAAUCACUCAAGUUCGUGACAACAAAAGAGGGCAGUGAUAUCGCAACGUCGAUUGGAGCCCGCAAAUAUCUUGAAUGCUCGUCUUUGACAGGCGAGGGUGUUGAUGAUGUAUUCGAAGCAGCUACCCGUGCUGCAUUGCUCACGUUCGACAAACGGAAAUCGUCUUGCUGUGUGGUUAUCUGA